Molecule: messenger RNA, 1327 nt
Organism: Mangifera indica (mango)
Lineage: Eukaryota; Viridiplantae; Streptophyta; Magnoliopsida; Sapindales; Anacardiaceae
Product: glyoxylate/succinic semialdehyde reductase 2, chloroplastic
Exons: 11
Coding region: 150-1241 (363 amino acids)
Cellular component (GO): chloroplast
Molecular function (GO): glyoxylate reductase (NADPH) activity; NAD binding; NADP binding
Source: RefSeq, a predicted model, not a curated record
GCCUAGUCCGAGAGGACGAAUGUUACACACUGUAGUAUGGCUCAUGUUGCAUGAGGCUUUAUCUCUUUCUUUAUCCAAACGUUAACUGACAAAAUCCUCAGAAAGGGAAUUCCAGCUUCUACACAAAUGUCAAGUUAAACAAUCCUUCGAUGCCUUUGUUGUUAAAAUUCAGUUUUUACUCUCAUUCUCACUCUUCCCACUUCUUAUCGUCAACUGCCAUGGCAAUGUGUUCAAGCUUCUGUCCUCAGAUCCCUCACCGUCUUAAAGGAAAACCCUUCUUUUCUUUUUCCUCAAAGUCAAAACCUUUGUUUCUUCCUUUCAAGCUCAUCUCUUCUCAGGCAUCAAAUGUUACAGCUAAAGCAGAUGCAUUGUCAACUCGUGUUGGCUUUCUUGGUCUUGGAAUUAUGGGUUCUCCAAUGGCACAAAAUCUCUUAAAAGCUGGAUGUGACGUGACUGUUUGGAAUAGGACCAAAAGCAAGUGUGAUCCUCUCAUCAACUUGGGUGCAAAAUAUAUGCCCUCUCCUGAGGAAGUUGCUGCAUCUUGUGAUGUCACAUUUGCCAUGCUUGCGGAUCCUGAAAGUGCAAUUGAUGUUGCCUGUGGCAAGAAUGGAGCUGCAAAUGGAAUUGGUCCUGGCAAGGGGUAUGUGGAUGUUUCAACAGUUGAUGGUGGUACCUCCAAGUUGAUUAGUAUGCAAAUCAAAGAUACUGGGGCAUUAUUUUUGGAGGCUCCCGUAUCGGGCUCCAAGAAGCCAGCAGAAGAUGGACAACUAAUCUUCCUUACUGCUGGUGACAAGUCUCUUUAUGACACAGUUGCUCCAUUUUUAGACAUUAUGGGGAAGUCAAGAUUUUACCUUGGUGAUGUUGGAAACGGAGCAGCUAUGAAACUUGUGGUCAACAUGAUCAUGGGAAGCAUGAUGGCAUCGUUUUCAGAAGGAAUACUUCUCAGUGAGAAAGUGGGACUUGAUCCAAAUGUUCUAGUUGAGGUAGUUUCACAGGGUGCCAUCAGUGCACCGAUGUACUCACUUAAAGGUCCAUCAAUGACUAAAUCACUCUACCCUACUGCAUUUCCGUUAAAGCAUCAGCAGAAGGAUCUGCGACUUGCUUUAGGAUUAGCAGAAUCUGUUUCUCAGCCUACCCCUAUUGCUGCAGCCGCGAAUGAACUAUAUAAGGUGGCAAUAUCUCAUGGCCUUAGUGACCAAGAUUUUUCUGCAGUUAUUGAAGCAUUGAAAGCUAAAAAGUGACAAACAAAACUGUAUUUUAUGAGAGCUAACGUAUAAACACUUUCUUUAUCAAAAUUUUCGAAAUAAAAGAUAAAUAUCUUCGUACU